AUGCAUUACUGCUUACUCUUAUUAUGCACUAACUUUCCUUCACAUGUGCGUGACACAAGGGUUUUGGAGCACAAGGCUUAUCUUGAGGAAAUGGAGAACGUCGCCAACGCUGACGAGACGAGUCGCAAGCUCCAUGUGUUCGGGGUGCCUAACAUCUCAGCAGAUACGUUGAAGAAAGCGUUCGAAAGGUUUGGCGAGGUGGAAUCUGCCAGCUUCGUUCUUGAAUCGCCGAAUUCGAACGUAUCCACUGGGAUCAUCAUUUUCAAAACAACGCGCGCUGCAUGUUUGGCUCUUCGUUGUGAGGAACAGAUGGUCAUUCAAUUCACGUCGAUGCCGGACAACAAGAAUGACGGGCAGACCGCUCCAGCCGCCGCGCAGUCUGCUCCAGCCGCCGGGGAGCCUGCUACAGUUGUCGAGGAGCCUGCUCCAGUUGUCGAGGAGCCUGCUUUAGUUGUCGAGGAGCUUGCUCCAGUUGUCGAGGAGUCUGUUUCACUAGUCGAGGAGCUUGCUCCAGUUGUCGAGGAGCCUGUGUUAGUUGUCGAGGAGCCUGCUCCAGUUGUCGAGGAGCUUGCUCCAGUUGUCCAGGAGCCUGUUCCAGUUGUCGAGGUGUUUCCAGUUGUCGAGGAGCCUGCUCCAGUUGUCGAGGAGCUUGUUCCAGUUGUCGAGGAGCUUGUUUCAGUUGUCGAGGUGUCUGCUCCAGUUGUCGAGGAGCCUGUUUCAGUUGUCGAGGAGCUUGCUCCAGUUGUCGAGAAGCUUGCUCCAGUUGUCGAGGAGCUUGCUCCUGUUGUUGAGGAGCUUGCUCCUGUUGUCGUGCUGCUUGCUCCAGUUGUCGAGGAGUUUGCUCCUGUUGCCGUGCAGCCUGCUCCAGUUGUCGAUGAGCUUGCUCCAGUUGUCGAGGAGCUUGCUCCAGUUGUCGAGGAGCCUGCUCCAGUUGUCGAGAAGCUUGCUGCAGUUGUCGAGAGGUCUGCUCUAGUUGUCGAGGCUCCAGUUGUCGAGGAGCUUGCUCCAGUUGUCGAGGAGCCUGCUCCAGUUGUCGAGGAGCCUGCUCCAUUUGUCGAGGAGCCUGCUCCAGUUUUCGAGGAGCCUGCUGCAGUUGUCGAGGAGUCUGCUCUAGUUGUCGAGGCUCCAAUUUACGGGGAGAUUGAAGAAUGCGACCUCAUCCUUAACGAGCAAGACCUCCCAACAGGAUAUGGCUUUGUCAAGUAUCGGACACUGGAGGAGGCAAUGCAGGUUGUUACUAAUCCACCUAGGAUGAUUCGGCACCGUGAGGUGCAGGUCCAGUAUGCAACGGGGAGAGGUGGUUCUCGGCGACAACCACUGCAGCGACUGCCUCAGACACAGGGACAGAUUCGGGCACUGGGACAGAUUCGGGCACCGGGACAGAUUCGAGCACCGGGACAGAUUCGGGCACCGGGACAGAUUCGGGCACCGGGACAGAUUCGGGCGCAGGGACAGAUUCAGCCACAGGGACAGAUUCGGGCACAGGGACAGAUUCAUGCACCGGGACAGAUUCAGGCACCGGGACAGAUUCAAGCACCGGGACAGAUUCAGGCACCAGGACAGAUUCAGGCACCGGGACAGAUUCAGGCACCGGGACAGAUUCAGGCCUCGGGACAGGCACAGCCACAGCAGGAGGCACAUGGGCAGCAGUAA
Molecule: messenger RNA, 1653 nt
Organism: Closterium sp. Yama58-4
Lineage: Eukaryota; Viridiplantae; Streptophyta; Zygnematophyceae; Desmidiales; Closteriaceae
Source: the annotation of a GenBank genome assembly